UGGCAAUGUUUGGCGAUGCAGAUCCUGUGCCAGUGGCAAAAAAGUUUGUUUUUAAGUGGACGGAUGAAAUGACGUUCAGUUUUAUUCGAUUUAGGUCUGAAAAUGACCAUCUCUUCACUGGGCACAGAAAUGCCUCUACUCAAGGCUAUGACGAAAUAAUAAAAAUAAUGGACUUGGAGGGGAAAGUAACUCCUCAACAAUGCAAGAAGAAAUGGGAAAACCUAAAGAAAAAAUAUAAGGACUUGUCACUUCCAAAAACUGGGUCAGGGACAGAUGAGGGAGAAGUUACUGCAGCAACUUGGAUUUUCUAUGCUGCCAUGCACGAAGCAAUUGGCCAGAGGCCAUCCGUUAGACCAGUCAGCUUCUACUCUUCAGGGCCAAGCAGUGUAGUGGUCAGCCAGACGGAGAAUGAAGACAAGGUGGACACAGCAUCUCUGUCAGCAGCAGGAGCAGCGAGCUCAGAGGUGAGCUCUCCAGAAAGUUCUCCAGUUGUGACGCUGAAGAGGCCGAGGAAAAGGAAGAAGAGUGAUGAGAGUGCAGCGGAGGGCCUUAGGGAAUGGUGUGAGAACAUGGAGAGGAGGCAAAAAGAAGAAGAUGAUCGUGACAGAGCCUGGCUUAACCAUUCCCAGGGACAAAUGGAUAAAAUGCUAAAUCUGUUUGGGAAACUUGUUGACCACCUUACCAAGUAAAGUGGUUAACAGGUUUUAUUUUAUCCAUUUGCCACAGAAAAUGCAUAUGUUCUCAAAAAUGUAAG
Messenger RNA from Melanotaenia boesemani (Boeseman's rainbowfish), 754 nucleotides. RefSeq names its product trihelix transcription factor GT-3b-like. The record is from RefSeq and is a predicted model, not a curated record. The coding region runs from base 6 to 689 and encodes 227 amino acids. The transcript has 4 exons. NCBI's taxonomy places the organism in Eukaryota, Metazoa, Chordata, Actinopteri, Atheriniformes, Melanotaeniidae.